AUGUCCAUCCCCAGCGGGUUCUCCUGCGCCCAUACAUUUCUGGUGGACUCUAUUAUUGGUGCAUGCAGGACGGACAGUUUCUACCCCAGCAGCAACAUGUACAUGCCAGCUGCUUCAGAGAUGGGAACUUACGGAAUGCAAACCUGUGGACUCCUGCCGUCUUUUGGCAAGAGAGUGGAGGUUGGUCAUCAAAACGUCGGCAUGAAUGUGCAUUCGGGUCACCCCAAAUCGCACCCUCCUCUCCUCCUCUUUAUUGUCAACACCAACUUCAACAGAAGCAGAAAAAAAAUCGAAGACACAUUGCAAAACAAAAUCUUCAAGGACCUCCAUGCCCGCAAGAGCCCGGAGCCCCAAGCUGGCUUCGAGAAAGCACACUCCAUGGACGCACCAGUGUCCAGCCCAGAACUGGCUCACAAGGAGGCAAAAGCGCCGCCUAAGAUCAGCCCGCACGUCAACUUGAGCGACAGACAGGUCAAGAUCUGGUUCCAAAACCGCAGGAUGAAACUCAAGAAAAUGAACAGGGAAAACCGUAUUCGAGAGCUGACCUCAAACCUCACCUUUUCGUGA
This is a messenger RNA of Knipowitschia caucasica, 567 nucleotides long. NCBI's taxonomy places the organism in Eukaryota, Metazoa, Chordata, Actinopteri, Gobiiformes, Gobiidae. The record is from the annotation of a GenBank genome assembly.